Messenger RNA from Saccostrea cuccullata (small rock oyster), 829 nucleotides. RefSeq names its product transient receptor potential cation channel subfamily M member 2-like. Gene Ontology annotation, molecular function: ligand-gated calcium channel activity. The record is from RefSeq and is a predicted model, not a curated record. The annotation marks the transcript as partial. The transcript is spliced from 5 exons. Gene Ontology annotation, biological process: calcium ion transmembrane transport. Gene Ontology annotation, cellular component: plasma membrane. Lineage: Eukaryota; Metazoa; Mollusca; Bivalvia; Ostreida; Ostreidae.
UGCUGGGACAGAGAUUGAAGCUAUAUGUAAAUGUGGCUACCCCCGGACUGCCCACACCUCCCUAUUAUCCUCCCCUGGGGCCUCAGGACUGGAGGAGUGGAGGGUAGAGACCCACACCAGGGCCAUCAGAACCAAUGCCUUUGGCACUGUUGAGUUCCUGGGGUUUGGAGAAAAUGAGAGGAAUUAUGUACGUGUGGAUGUGAACACCAAGAUGGACGUCAUGAUGGAGCUGAUGAUGGACGUCUGGGGUCUGGAGAAACCCAACCUCCUGAUCUCAGUCACUGGUGGGGCCAAAAACUUCACCAUGAAACAGAAAAUCAAGGAAGAAUUCAGGCGUGGUCUCAUGAAGGUGGCCCGCAGUACAGGUGCCUGGAUCAUUACAGGAGGGACAAAUGCUGGGGUGAUGAAACAUGUGGGGGAAGCAGUCAGAGAUUAUGGGCUUGUGUCAGCCUCCACUAACCCCAUAAUAGUCAUAGGGGUGGCCACGUGGGGCUGCAUACAAAAUAAAGAGGACCUCACUGAUCCUGAGUGUCGAGGAAAAUGGCCUGCUUCAUACAGACUAGGGAAGAAACAGAGAAUAAAGGAAAGUUUCCUGGAUCCGAAUCACACCCACUUUGUGUUGGUUGACAAUGGAACUCAGCACCAGUUUGGAGUGGAGAUCCCGUUCAGGGCGAGAAUGGAGAAUUCCAUAGCAAACAUGAAAACCAACACUGGCAAAAAUGCCUCUGUUUAUGUGCCUGUGGUACUGCUAGUGUUAGAAGGAGGUCCUGGUACACUGGAAACGGCCCAUCAAGCUGUCGCCAAUAACACACCCAUUGUCAUAGUCCAG